Messenger RNA from Saccharomycopsis crataegensis, 843 nucleotides. RefSeq lists its product as uncharacterized. The transcript has a single exon. The record is from RefSeq and is a predicted model, not a curated record. NCBI's taxonomy places the organism in Eukaryota, Fungi, Ascomycota, Saccharomycetes, Ascoideales, Saccharomycopsidaceae. The coding region runs from base 1 to 843 and encodes 280 amino acids.
AUGGCUUCUGGAUCUUCGAAGAAGAAAAUGGGAAUAGCUUACCUUCUAAAUGACCACCAACAUAGAGAAAUUGAGUAUGAAGGUAUUAACCAAUGCCAUUUCGGCAAUAAUGCAACAAUCCCAGAACCAAAAGCACAGAAUGAUUGGCUGGAAGAUCCACAAUAUUUGAACCACAUAGCUUCACCUCAGUGGCCUUACACUUCCCCUCCACUACUGAGCCCAAACAGUUUUCAUCGCUCUUCGUAUAGCUCUCCAAUUUUUCCCAAUCUAACUCCAUUGAAUUCAUACCAGCCACAGCUUAAUCCUUAUCACCAGCAACCACCCACCUCAUCACAAUCAUCUCCUAGUCGAUCACCACUAGCACGAAUGUCCGACAAUAGUGACUUCUUCCAAGGAAUGUCGCCAUUACUACUGCUGGCCCAUCAGCUUUAUGAGAAGCCACGGUCCAAAUCUCUCCAAAACACCCCACAGACAUACCAGCAAACCAAUAAAAAGCCAUCACAAGACGCAAAGGAGGAGAAGAAACGAAGACUUCAAAAAGCGUUGGCUGAUUUGAAUAAUGGUACCUAUAAAAACAUCCAUUCUGCGGCCAGUGCCCAUGAUGUAAAUUACAAUUCAUUGAAAAAUGCUUUCUACAAAAUCAACGGGAGAGACGAAAAUAGUCAAAGACUAACUACCAGUGAAAGGGAGCGAAGAAUAUCGAGGGCUAUCAAUGGAUUUAGAGAUGGUAAGUACUCCAACUUGACAGAAGCAUCCAAGAUGGAAAAGGUGUGUGCUGAGACCGUAAGAAAUAGAUAUCAUGGCAGAACCCAAAGCUUCAGUGACGCCAAGAAAACCCGGUAA